GGCUGAGUAAUUCGAAAAAAAAAAAAUAAUUUUUUAAAAUCUUAUCUGUAAAUAAUCAUUUUAUCAAAAAAAUAAGUUGAGAUUAUCUCACCGCCGAGUGAUUCACGUGUUAAAAAAAAUAUAAAAUAAAAAAAAAAUCAACAAAUAUGCGCGAAUUCAAGGUUGUUGUUCUCGGCUCCGGAGGAGUUGGGAAGUCAGCAUUGACAGUACAAUUUGUCUCCGGAUGUUUUAUUGAAAAGUACGAUCCAACGAUUGAGGAUUUUUAUCGAAAGGAAAUUGAGGUUGACGGCUCACCGUGUGUGUUAGAAAUUUUAGAUACUGCCGGCACAGAACAGUUUGCAUCGAUGCGAGAUCUGUACAUCAAAAAUGGUCAUGGCUUUAUUGUAAUGUAUUCCCUCACAAAUCACCAAACAUUUCAAGAUAUUUCGAGUAUGCGAAAUGUAAUCAGUCGGGUAAAAGGUAGUCAGCCAGCACCAAUUCUCCUAGUCGCCAACAAAUUAGAUUUAGAAUGCCAAAGAGAAGUCACCACAGCAGAAGGAAGCGCCCUCGCCGAAAUCUGGGACUGCCCAUUCAUAGAAACCUCAGCGAAAGACCGACUUAAUGUUAACGAAGUAUUUGCGACAGUUGUGCGAGAGAUGAAUAUGACGUCAGAAAAACGUCAUAAGAAAAAUUACUGUUGUUGUACUUUGUUAUAGAAGUGGCAUUAAGAGCUUUCGGUUUUUUUUUUGAGUUAAGGAGAAAAAAAAAUUUUUAUAUUAAUUUUAAAUAAAAUAUAUAUAUGUUUAUAUAAAGAAGAAAAGUAAAAAUUAAAAAUCAUAAAAAAAUGUACAUGUAUAAGUUAUAUAAAAAGAAGAAUUUAAAAGUGUAAAAAAAUAUUUGUUAGACAAAAAAAGAUAU
Messenger RNA from Culicoides brevitarsis, 897 nucleotides. It is a transcript of the gene Rap2l, whose product is annotated as ras-related protein Rap-2c. The record is from RefSeq and is a predicted model, not a curated record. The transcript has 4 exons. Gene Ontology annotation, cellular component: plasma membrane. Gene Ontology annotation, biological process: negative regulation of cell migration; Rap protein signal transduction. Bases 147 to 695 code for a protein of 182 amino acids. Lineage: Eukaryota; Metazoa; Arthropoda; Insecta; Diptera; Ceratopogonidae. Gene Ontology annotation, molecular function: GTP binding; GDP binding; GTPase activity.